AUAUUUUUAGUUUAUACAGUUAAUACUGUACUAUACGAUGAUUGGGUACAUUACUAAAAGAAAUUUUCUGUUAUCGUCGGUUUCAUUGCUAACAUCGCUGUCUGUAUAUACUAAGCGUCGACAACUACUGGCCAAACAGUCGCCGCCACCGCCGCCGCCGCAAAUGAUUUGGCAAUCGGGUCGGCAAAUGUUUAACCACCGAAAUAAUGCCAUUACUAAUAAUACUAAUACUAAUAACCUAUGGAUUAGAGACGCCCACAUGUUUGACGUGGACAUUGAAAACUUGAAAAACACCUACAAAUAUAAUGUAGUUAUUUUGGUUGGUUUCAGCUAUACGGACAACUCGUUUCAGUCGACCGGAACGGGUGUCAUAGUGGACGUCGACGAAAAUAUAGUCGUCACCAAUGCUCACGUAGUGGCCGGCUAUUACUAUAUGCAUGCCUAUACAAAAUUCCCGUCACCGACCAUACAAUUGCCGGAACAAACGCGAAUCGAAAAAACCAAUAUAUUGGUAGCCCAUGUAUUAUAUAUUGAGGAGCACCUGGAUCUGGCACUGGUAAAGCUAGUCGAAAUGGACUUAACUGGCAUACCGUUACCAUUUAUGCAGCUGUCGGAUCGUCCGUACGUACUGGGUGAACAGGUAGCUUUCUUGGGUCACGGUGAUGGACAGUUAUGGACAAUCUAUGUCGGCUAUAUAACAGCAAACACACCGUUUGAUACGAUAUGGGAAACACAUUUUAUACCACUGGCCAGUCAGUAUGAUAAGUCCGAAUCGUUUUGUUUGCAUCAAUCAAAUAUAAUAACCGGAACGUCCGGUUCGCCAAUGGUUGACUCAAACUUUGAAAUUAUUGGCAUUAAUUUUGCAACAUUACAAUUGUCUAACAGUCCCAGUACUGCCACACAUAGUAAAACUGUAAACGACUUUAUUGAAAGAGCCGGCGAAUUCAUUGAGUCAGAUGAACGACGUGACCAACAAUUAGAUCAAUUGAAACAACAAUUUCAUCCAAAAUCAGACAACCAAUUGGGUAUUGUUUUAGUUAAAAAUAUUAUUGAUAAUAUCACUACUGGUUUUAUGGUCACCGAUAUCAUCGACAAUCGCACGACUGAACUGGUUAUCAAUGAUUUGAUACUUGAAAUCAAUGGCCAACCGUUUACCGAUAUUAGCCAAUUGACUGAAUUGACUAUCGCUAGUUUUGGUAUCGAUAUUGAAUUGAAGAUCAAUCGUAACAGUAAUAUAAUGACAGUUAUUGCCAAUAGUUUUCAAUACGAUAUUAUACCACUAGUCGUAUAA
Messenger RNA from Oppia nitens, 1291 nucleotides. RefSeq lists its product as uncharacterized. The transcript is spliced from 4 exons. The record is from RefSeq and is a predicted model, not a curated record. Gene Ontology annotation, molecular function: protein binding; serine-type endopeptidase activity. NCBI's taxonomy places the organism in Eukaryota, Metazoa, Arthropoda, Arachnida, Sarcoptiformes, Oppiidae. The coding region runs from base 38 to 1291 and encodes 417 amino acids. Gene Ontology annotation, biological process: proteolysis.